AACGUUCCGAUAAGAAUCGAGAAUGGGGUUUCUCAUUAAAUAGUACGCAAGACGAUAUAUUCAUCCGCGAUAUUGUAAAGGCGGCUUCAAUAAUUAUCUUAUUUCUUGGUAGAGUUACGAUCAAAAGGGGCUGAAAUGCAUUCGGCUGUAAAAAAUUGGUUGAAUCGUGGCGAACUUGAGAGACUCGAAAAUGUUGUAUUGGAGGGUCGGGGCGCGCGUUUGUUAGGUGAACAGUCGCAAGAUCUUAGAACUCGUGUCUUCCUGAAGGGACUCCCCAACUAUUUGACGAAGAUCUCUCAAGUACACGAUGCUGUUGCGCGCGGCUCGUUAGCUGAAACGCAGAAGAUAAUUUCUGAGGAGUCGAAGAAAAAGCUGGCGAUCGCGAAAGAUUCAUGUGGAGUACCUUUGAUACACAAAGCGGUCUACCAUGAUCAACCCGAGAUAGUUUCUUGGCUCGUAGAAAAUUACCCUAUUACGCCACAACAGAAAGAUAGGGAGGGACGAACAGCCUUGCAUUAUUGUUGUGUAUGUAAAAAUCCUGAUCCAAUCUGGGAUAUUCUCGUAGAAGGCGGAUGUGACGCUAGUAUUUGUGACAAGAAAGGAAAUCCGGCCUCUUAUUACUUGGAACAUUCUUCGGAAAUUGAAUUACCGGAAGUAGAGAUGACAACUCGACGAAGAAAAAGUACCGCAAAGGAUAAUAUGGAUUUCAAACCCUCCAAUAUCAGAAUAUGGAUACACAACAAAGACAUCGGAAAAUUGCAGCAUGUGUUGUGGGAGGGACAUGGAUCUAAACUUCGAUGCGAAACCAGCAAUAAUCCGCGAAUAAGAAGAUUCUUAGAGGCCGUACCUUUUAUUAUGGGCACAAUAAAAGAUAUCCACGCAACAGUCAUUAAUAACGAUUUGGAAGGUCUCAAGACAAAAUUGGAGGAACCUAUUUUGCCCAUUAUUUUAUGCGGCAAGGAUGGAAAUGGCUUAAAUGCCCUUCACAAAGCUGCUGGUUUGGGAUACACGGACAUCGCACGUGAAAUCCUUGAAAGAUGCUCUGCAACGGUAACGGCUCAAGACAACGAAGGAAAGACUCCGCUGCAUUAUGCAGCUGCACUUAAGGACGACGGCGUUAUGUAUGAUCUUUUAACAGAGCACGGAGCCGAUGAAAGUAAAUUGGAUAACAGACAAAAAGCGCCUGCAUUUUACAAGAACCGCCCUUCGGACGUAGACCUGUCGAAUUUGUCAAUGAUACCGGAAGCGCCCCGAGUUUCCGAUACUUAUCCAAAAAGUUGGGACUGGAGAAUCUUGGAGGGAGCCAUUAUGCGAGGCAUGAAGAAGGUUAACAGUGACGAUAGCGCUUUUGGUAGUGCCGAAUCCACAAUGAAGGAUUCGGAUGAGAAGAAAGGCGAUGAUGAGCAAGAGAACGAAGAGGCAGAAACUCCGAAUGGAGACGAGGAGGCUGAGAAUCCAAAUGGAGAAGAAGAAGCACAAAAUGAAGAAGAACAAGAAGCACAAAAUGGAGAAGAGGAGGAAGCACAGAAUGGAGAAGAGGAGGAAGCACAAAAUGAAGAUGAGGCGAAUGACGGAGGAGACGAAAACGAAGCUGAAGCAGAAAAUAACGAAGAAGAUGCCACCAAUGAGAAUGAAGAAGAGCAAGAGGAAAAAGCAUCAUCGGACGAUGACGUGGUAACUGGACCUGUCGCGGAGCCAACGAAAGACGAGGAGGAUGGUCCUGAGGCCGCCGAUAAUGAGGAUGGUAUCUAUGAGGAAUCUCCGAAGAUCGAGGAAAGCGCCACCGUCAAACACGAAGAAAGAAACGAGCCUAGUACUGGCGAUUCUGGCGUUGACGAUCCUGCACAAGAUGAAGAGCAGCAGGUCAUCGUCGGCGAACACAAGGAGCCCGCGGAAGUAGAAUUGACUGAGGGUAGCAUGGGUCGAGAUUCAGAAAUAGAUAGUUUAAUAGAAAAUGACAACAUGGAACAAUUAGCGACUCUCGUUCUCAAUGGUGAAGGCCGACGAUUGGUCGGACGACAGUGCGGAAAUCCCGAACUUCAAGCUUUCAUCGACCACGUUCCGACUUAUAUGGGAAAAAUUCAUGCUGUGCACACGGCAGCGCGAGAAGGAAAUCUUCGAGACCUGCAAAGCGCACUGGAUCGCCGUAAAUUCGCAGUGGCGCGAGACGAAUUGUCACCCCACGGCGCAACGCCAUUGCACGUGGCUGUUGUUUUUGGAAAUACCAUUAUCAUUAGGUAUCUGGCAGGGAGGUUUCCAGAAACUACCAACGCGAUCGAUCUCGACGGACGAACUCCAUUACAUUACGCUGCGACGCUCGCAGACAACGGUCAUUACUAUAAUCUUUUGCUACAUCUGGGUGCUAAUCCUUUAGUAGAGGAUAACUUCGAACAAAAGGCAGAUUAUUACAAGAGAAAUCAAAACGACCUAUCGCACAAAAAACUUCUUCACAAUUUCGGGGCUAGCGAGGCACUCGCCGAUGAAAUGUUGACGGAUAAAGGUAUUUCUUGAUUUGAAACAUUUCAAAGCACCAUUAGCAAUCGCAAAAUUUGCUUAUUCGCUUUUCCUCAUCAACCUACAUCUCUCAACGCCGAUGUAACCCGGCUGUUCUUUCAACCGCCGCUGCUGCUGACUCGACCGAGAUCUAUAGUACCCGGAGGUGAUAUCUACUCGGCUCGGCGGGACGUGAGCGAGCCUGAGGUCCUGGCAACCCUGGAACGAUGUUUCCGAUUGUUGGCGGGCAACCGACGAUCAUCGUUACCGAAAACCCCGUCGUCGAACGCCGGUACACUAGUCGCUCGUUGCCUAAAACGACCCGUGUUCGAUUUGAUCAAGCACCGUGUGACUCGCAUGGAUCACAAUCUCUUUGACGUGAUCUGGCCUUCUCUGAAAAGGUACGGUACCGUCACGGGCAACGGAAGCAAGACCAGCAUGAGUGCUCGCUCGAACAUCAGCAGCAUCGCAGACGAAGAUCACGGUUAUGGCGUGGUCGCGCCUGAUUUUGAAAGUUAUGUCGUCUUUACGGAGUUCUUCGAUCCCUUCAUUCGGGAGCUGCACUGCGUAACCGCGAGCGGCGACCUACCCAAUCAUUCGCUACCAUGUUUUUUCAGCGAAAACGAUGAGGGCGAAGGUCCGCCGGAUGAAACGAUCGUCACCGCACUCGAACAAUACGAUUUAGACCCGACCGCCAAAUAUAUCCAAGCUGGUAUUUUAGAGUGCACCCGGAACCUAGUUAAUUACAGCCUGCCAUUGACUUUGACAGUCAAUCAACUGGAGGAGGUCGAAAGGGAAAUCACCAAUCAACUAAUGAGCCCAGAGAUAACCGACCUGAUGGCGGAAGGAAGCAGCGAGGACGAGGCCGGCACAUAUUUCACGCUUAAUGAAAUUCUCGAGCAACCCAGCCAAAUACGGGCGCAAUUAGCGGCAGCCGGUCUAUUGUUACCAAUCACGGAGUUCGAGCCAAACGACGAACGGCGUCUUCACGGCAAGCAUUGGCCUUAUGGACGUGGUGUGUACGUCACCACCGCCGGCGAUCUCGCGGCAUGGGUAAACAUUCAGGAUCACUUGAGGGUCAUCUGUCGCACCAACGAGAACCGGCCAGGUUUACUAGGUCGCGCUUAUGUUAGGGUAGCUAAACUGAUGAUGAUAUUCGACCAAAGACUGAAAUUCAAACGAGAUCAGAAGCUAGGUUUUCUGUCCGCCCGACCGCACACACUCGGAAACACCAUCAGAUUCUGCCUGAUCUUACGAUUCCCUGAACUUUCGAAAACGCCUGACAAUUUGCGACACCUAUGCGUGGUGCGCGGCCUGAAUGUGCGCGACACCGUGAAAAGCGACAUGGUGAGGAUCGGCAAUCAACAAUCACUAGCCAUUACCGAACUGCAGACCCUCCAGGAUUUCUCCAGAGCGGUGCACAAUAUCAUCACGCUGGAGAAGGAAUUAUCGUUGAACAACUCGAUGAAGAUCGCCAAUCUCAUCACUGAUGAUAGCGGAGUUGAUAUUCCAAUAUUUCGCACGGAGGAAGGACAUUACUUAGCAUCAUCGCUGGGUGAUCCUUUAAUUAAAGGAUUAACAGAAGUAGCUAAUACACGUCCAAAGGAUCCGAUCACAUACCUUGCGACAUAUUUAUACAACUUUGCCAGCAAGAACAAAGCCAACGAACAGGAAUCUGAUGUCCUCUUAAUACCCGAACACGAAGAAGAAAAUUUGGAUAAUAAUAUCGAGAACGACACGUUCGACGAUGACGCCGGUUAUCCUCAAAGCCCAGAUUCGGAUAUACCUGAAUCCACAUUUAGCAAUCCUAACAGGGACGAACAUGGGCAAAGUAUGGUCCACUUCGCUGCGGUUCGUUCCUAUUCAAAGGAUGGUUUAUAUCACCUGCUGCUGGAGACACAAGUCAAUGUCGGUUUCAGGGACGAAUUGUAUCGAACAGCCAGAGACGUUGCCGAACAGGCGAACAUCCAGGAAAACAUCGAAGAGAUCGACCGCUUCGUUAUUUAUCUUGCGGCAAGAGGAGAGACUGAAAAGUUGGUCGAGCUUCUACUUGAGGGCUACGAUCACAUUCUAGACACCGAAGAUGACAGAGUAAGCAUCACCGAGAUAACCGCGCAAAGAAACCACGAAGCUACCGUACAAUUUCUACAAUCAAUUUCUAAUUACAUAAAUCAACGCGAAGAAGUACAUGCUGCUGUUCGGGCCAACGACGAGAAACGUGUAAAGGAACUUUUGAGUAAAAAUAAUGGGGGUGGAAAAUUGCUGGCGGUUGGAAAGAACUCGGCUGGCCGAUGCGCUCUGCACAUCGCUGUACUUCUAGAAAAUGAAGAACUUGUCAAGUUUAUCGCAAAAACAUAUCCAGAAACAUUACGCAUCGGUGAUAAUUUGGAGAGAACGGCUCUUCAUUACGCAAUGGGCGUGACGUCCGUGGAAGUCUUGAGUAACAUAUUGAUCAAGGCGGGUGCGAAACGCAUCGUCAAAGAUCUAAAAUCCCGGCAACCUUCAUAUUACUUCAUGAAUAAGUCUGAUAUCGAGCGACUUCAAGAAGAGGAAAAAUCUAUGAUUGAGUAAAUGACGUAAAUCAUACAAUGUUAAAUAUGCACGGUCGUCGUAAUAAUACGAUCACACACUUUAAUAUGUUCAUGCGUUCCAUUGAAAUGUUAUAUUGAAAAACGAAGGCCGAUAAGAGAAAGAAAAAAUCAAUAUCAAUAAAGAAU
Molecule: messenger RNA, 5210 nt
Organism: Mycetomoellerius zeteki
Lineage: Eukaryota; Metazoa; Arthropoda; Insecta; Hymenoptera; Formicidae
Molecular function (GO): protein binding; kinase activity
Source: RefSeq, a predicted model, not a curated record